Messenger RNA from Cinara cedri, 2725 nucleotides. The record is from the annotation of a GenBank genome assembly. Lineage: Eukaryota; Metazoa; Arthropoda; Insecta; Hemiptera; Aphididae.
AUGUUUGGGAACGAUUUGAAUGGAUUAAGAUUAACAGCCAUACGCCGAUGUAUGCGAGGUGGGAGAUCGAGUCAAGUGAAUAUUUCAGGAACAUUUCAUCCAUUCAUCAAUAGAUGGGAUGAAGUCGAACAAGAAGAAGAAUGUAAACCGAAGGUAAAGUACUCAAAUACCCAUUUUUAACUAUUGAAAAAUGUAUAGAUAUUGAAAACUAAAUUAAAUUGAUAUUAUUCCGGUAAAAUAAUAACAUUAAUAUUAUUUUACAGAACACCGGUUUGAUUAUCGUAGCCCGUAGGUAUUAUCGUAUACGUUUAGUGUUUACAUUCACUAUGGUAAUGUGGUGUGUUUCAUUAACUAUUAUCAAUAUUCAUAAAUAGUAAGCAAUAAUCUCUAUUAUAUAGUUACCCGUAUAAAAAAAAAUCGAUAUUUUGUUGGUGACGCCCUAACUUGAAAGUCCUAUGUUCUGGAAAUUACCUGGACCCUCCCCGUGACAAAUUCCUAAACACGCCACUGAUUGGUAUUACCAUUUAAUAUAAAUAUACUGUUCUACAACCAAUGGUAUUACGUUACUACAUUGAAAACGAAAAUAGUUCGCUGCUUUGAAAAAUAAAAAAUAAAAACCUUUCUACCGAGUGAGAAAUCGAUUUACAAAAUAAUAAUGUUUACAUAAUGUAAAUUUUGGAUGAAGCCGGAGAAUGUAUAUACAUAUUAUUUAUAUUAUAUUAGUUUUACAAUGACGUGUGUUUAUUAUUUUGGUUUUUUUCUGUUGAAAUGACCCGCUUCACACAGAAAGUAAAACGUAUAUUAUACAUAGGUAUGUAACUGUAUUAUUAAAAAAAGCGUUUUAAACAUCAAGCGUUCCUUGACUCCGCCCAUUAUCACUAGUAAGUCGUAAUAAUGGGACCGCAACAUUAUGUACAGUCGUAUACGCAGAAACAAUAUAAUAUAAAUUUUAAUUUAUAUUAUAGUCUAUGUGCGUGGAAACAGUGGAUUGCCAAGUGUAUAAUGCAUUUUAUUUUUCUUUGUUGUUAAGUCAUUUUUACUAUGUUUUAUAAAUAAAUAUACUAUACGUCAUAUUAUACUGACGGUGAGUGUCUAUCUCCAAAUUGCGAACCAGAACGAGACUAGAGGGAGGGGGUUGGUCCGGAUGGUCGUAGUCUAGUUUAUAGUAGAUAACCGAGGUUUUGAUGAAAAGUCGGCAAAAAUCUUGAUACGGGUAUUUUAAAGAGUCUAGACAAUAAUAUUAUUCAGGUUCUCUACUGCAGCGGUUCUCGACCUUUUUCGUAUGACGACACCUUAAUUUAGAUCCAUAAAAAUGAAGACACACUUAAAACAAUUGAUGGAAUUAAAAUAACGCACACAACUCUCACAAGUCACAAUACGGUGAUUACGACUAGGGACAUCGCUUGUUUACGUACUUACGCGUAAUGACAAUUUCCUAGUUUUUUUAAAACGUACACUAUAAAUUAUAAAGUGUAAACAAUUUUUUUUGGCGACACACAUAACAGUCAAACGCGAUAGGUUAGGUUAGGUCCUAGGUUCUAGGUAGGAGGUACGACUCCGAGAAAAAUAUACGCGUAACGUUUUAGGUUAGGAUUACGGUUAGAGAAAAUUGCUUUAAUGGGACCGAUGUUUUUUUACUGACGAGUGAAAAUUAUUAAAAUAUCGCGCGAUACGAAGUGAUUACCAUAAUAUUUUAUUCACCACUCCUGUACGACUACGUAAUAUAAACACAAUGCGGAGAUAAUUAAGUCGGAGGUUAGUGUACACGCGGCGAAGGGAGAGAACUGGUAAAGUUUUCCGGUCGUCCCCGCGGGUGCCGCGGACCCGUCUUCAUCGCCAACAAUUUCCAAACUAUCACGUUCUAUACAAUAUAUUGUACGUUAUAUUAUUAAAUAUACUUGUUGAAACUAACAGCGUGUAGACAAACACGUAAUAUUAUACGAGUGCGCUAUGCAUAUUUGAUAAUUUGAUAUUAUACAUCCCGCCAUCAUCGUAGUACAUAAUACUAUACGUAGGUAGGUCUGCGUUUCCAAACUGAUUGAUAUAAUAUUUGUGUCUAAAUUAAUAUAAUAUUAUCUAUCGAUUAUUAAACGGCAAUAUGACGUUUAUACAACCACGAAAACCACGAAUUUUUUUUACCGACAUUAAUAUAUAACCAUGAUAACCAUUAUAACCGAUGUUAACAAUUACGAAGGUUCAUGCGCGUUACGCUUUUACAUCUUUUUCUCUUUUAAGCUCGAUACAAGUUUUGAGUAGGACUACAGUUUUGACUACAUUGUCGUAUUUAUGGGACUUAAACAGAAUAUUAAUUCCCGUAUUGAUACGUUCGACGUUCGUUUGAAUCAAAACCGUUGUACACUUGAACCGAAUGGUAGGUGAAAAGUAAUAAUGUCUAGUAGAUGUGUUACAACUGUUGGUGUAUUAAUUCGUACCAAAAUUAUAUUUGAUAUUAUUUGAGUGUAGUUCCGGAAUGGUUUUACGAACUUUUUUCUGUCUUUUAUUCAUUUUUUUUUUUUAAAGUUCUCCGUUAUUUUGUGAUUAUUAAUAGUACUACAAGAUAAUCGUGGUUGACAUAGUUGUUAUGUAUAUCCAAUAUGUUAAGAUUAUAGAAGCCCUUAGAAGGGCUGUUUAUGCUAAGAAGAACAGAAGGUCUGCGAAGACGUUUGGUCGCCGCUUCGAUGUUGUUUGGAUUCGUGACAUAUUGGAUUGCUUCGCAGCUAGAUAG